Molecule: messenger RNA, 1825 nt
Organism: Heterobasidion irregulare TC 32-1
Lineage: Eukaryota; Fungi; Basidiomycota; Agaricomycetes; Russulales; Bondarzewiaceae
Exons: 4
Coding region: 8-1729 (573 amino acids)
Molecular function (GO): protein binding
Source: RefSeq, a predicted model, not a curated record
GCUGGUCAUGCUCGCAUCUUCCUCCAGAAAUGCGCUCUCGGUCGCUCAAAAACGCUCCCCUGCUUCGGGGUCACAGUUGAAUAGCCGUUUGUUACGCGCCCUGACAGAUUCUGGCAUUCACCACCGACGGUGCGCAUCGACGUACACACUCUGGAAUACCGAUGAGGACUACACACAAGGCAGUUCAUACCCUCGCUCUAGUAGUAGUCUGCGUAGCCAGCCCUGGUCAUUCAAACAAGACUCCCUCUCUAGGUCUCAAGUGUCCUCAUACAAUCUAAGACUCGGACGAUGUGUGGAUCUAGGGCAGUCUAUGCAGGCCCUCGGAAUCGCCAUGGAGAUGAAGACUCAUGGCGUAAAGCCUGACCUCCUCACCUACAAUCUCUUGCUUCAAUUGUUUGCCAACUUUCGCGCGCCCCGAGAGUGUUUGGCGCUUUUGGAUGACAUGAAGGCCCUGGACAUAGAGCCGAACCUUCAAUCCUACAAUUCUGUUAUCCAGUCAUUGCAUCACGAGCACACAGAGCAGAUGUGGGACGUUUACAAGAAGAUGGAGGCUUCCGGGAUUGAGCCCGAUGCGACAACAUAUAUGCUAUUGAUUCGGAGGUAUACGUCUGUCUCGAACCUGGAGAUGGCCUUGCGACUUCUGGUGGAGAUGGAGGGUCGUGAACUAUUUCCGAAGCUUGAGACUGCGGAGGAAGUGAUCACACUCGCUGCGGCCCGGGGUCAGCCUCGCCUGGCUAUAGAUUUGGCAGAGAAUUUUGAGGCAUCUUCCAUACGCAGGCUCGGUACUCAAGUUUGGAUUCAGUGUCUCCUUGCAUCUUCAGAAAGCCUUUACGUGAACGGCGUUCUUCGUCUCUGGCCCAAGGUCGUCAAUGACCUGAAGGUCGCGCCCGAUGAAGGCGUCUGCCUCGAAGUUCUUCAUACUGCUGGUCGACAUGGGCUGCCCGAACUCGCCACAGACGCGCUUCAUCAUCUCCAAGCUAUCGAUGCGCAGCUACAGGAGUUCCACUUUGCCCCUGUUAUUGAGGCUCUUUGUCGAACACAUCGAAUCAAGGACGCAAUGAAGUUCCUCGCAGCUAUGCGCUCACAAGGCGUGCCUCCGACAUUGCAAACCUCGAAUUCCAUAUUCCUUGCCAUCAAAGACGAUUCUGACGCUAUCGACCGCGCAUGGGACGCGUUGGACGAGCUGCAUAAGGAAGGUGAUGUCGUUGAUGUCACUGCCAUAAACGUUAUCCUGCAGGCUUCCGUUGCGCAAGGCGAUUUGCAGCGUGCUUUUGGCACGUACAAAAUUUUCCCAGAGUUCAAAGUGAAACCCGACGUCGACACCUUCAAUUCUUUACUCUCGGGAUGCGUCGCGGCGCGACAUCGGGAACUCGGCGAUCAAAUCAUGGCUGACAUGAAGGCGGCCGAAAUCAAACCAGACGUGCUCACAUAUGAGCGUCUCAUUGUUCUCUGCCUGACGGGUCAGACGUACGAGGACGCGUUCUUCUACUUGGAGGAAAUGAAAGCGGAGAAAUUCUACCCGCCGAUCGCUCUAUACGAAGCCAUCAUUCGUCGUUGUGUCUCGGAAGGCGACUCCCGGUACAGACUGGCCCUUGAAGAGAUGGAAGAGUUUGGGUACGAGGUAUCGCCACGAUUGCAGUACUUGAUCGACACUGGGGGAUCAGGCAUAUGGAAGAGGAGGGGCGAGGAAGACCAGGAACUCGACGAUCCUGAAACAUCACAAACAUAGGCUGCCGACUCGUAACUUAGUUUAUUGCCCUCCAUUUUUUUUAUUGUGGUCAAAAUGCACGUUGAGCACGCUCAAUCUAUCAGUGCUCGCGUGACC